This is a messenger RNA of Etheostoma cragini (Arkansas darter), 1763 nucleotides long. RefSeq names its product zona pellucida sperm-binding protein 4-like. NCBI's taxonomy places the organism in Eukaryota, Metazoa, Chordata, Actinopteri, Perciformes, Percidae. Gene Ontology annotation, molecular function: structural constituent of egg coat; acrosin binding. The coding region runs from base 55 to 1599 and encodes 514 amino acids. Gene Ontology annotation, cellular component: egg coat. The record is from RefSeq and is a predicted model, not a curated record. Gene Ontology annotation, biological process: binding of sperm to zona pellucida; prevention of polyspermy. The transcript is spliced from 9 exons.
CAUAUUUUUAACAGCAUCUGGUGUUCUUUGUGAAUCGCUCUAUGCUGUGAAGCCAUGGCAUUGAAGUUGAUUUGUGGUUGUCUUCUGGCAGUUUCCCUGCUUGGUUGCGUCGCUGGUGAUGUUAAUAUCCAGCCGCCUCAGUGGCCAACCAAGCCUCAGUGGCCACAGCUGCCGCCGCCACAGCAGCCAACCAAGCCUCAGUGGCCACAGCAGCCACAGAAGCCACAGCAACCACAGCAGCCAACCAAGCCUCAGUGGCCACAGCAGCCACAGCAGCCACAGCAGCCACAGCAGCCAACCAAGCCUCAGUGGCCACAGCAGCCACAGCAGCCACAGCAGCCAACCAAGCCUCAGUGGCCACAGCAGCCACAGCAGCCAGAGCAGCCAACCAAGCCUCACUGGCCACAGCAGCCACAGCAGCCCACACUGCCUCAGAAGCCUCAGCAGCCGACAGAGGCAUUUCACUCUUGUGAAGUGGCUGAACAGUACAAGAUACAGUGCGGAGCUCCAGACAUCACUGCUUCACAAUGUAACGCUAUAAACUGCUGCUUUGAUGGACAAAUGUGCUAUUAUGGAAAAUCUGUUACUCUUCAGUGCACUAAGGACGGCCAGUUCAUCGUGGUAGUGGCGAGAGACGCCACCAAACCAAGCCUUGACUUGGAGUCAGUAACUUUGCUUGGAAAUGAUCCAGCCUGCAGUCCUGUUGGCACAACUUCAGCUUUUGCCAUCUACCAGUUCCCUGUCACUGCCUGUGGCACUGUCAUGACGGAGGAGCCUGGGUUAAUAAUCUAUCAGAACCAGAUGUCCUCCUCUUAUGAAGUCUCUGUUGGACCAAAUGGAGCCAUUACCAGAGACAGCAGCUUUCAGCUCGUUUUCCAGUGUAGGUAUGUUGGCACCUCAGUUGAGGCUCUCAUCGUUGAGGUUGGCCUGGUCCCUCCACCACCCCCAGUUGCUGCUCUUGGACCACUGAGCGUGGAGCUGAGGCUGGCCAAUGGAGUGUGUACUACCAAGGGUUGUGCGGAAGAGCUUGUGGCCUACAACUCAUUUUACCAGGAUUCCAACUACCCGGUUCAAAAGGUGCUCAGGGAUCCUGUAUACGUUGAGAUCCGAAUUAAGGAGAGGACUGACCCCAACCUGGUUUUGACUCUUGGAAGAUGCUGGGCUACUGCUGAUCCCUCUCCUUAUAGUCUUCCUCAGUGGGACUUGCUGAUUGGAGGCUGCCCAUACCGUGAUGACCAUUACACAACCGCCCUGAUCCCUGUUGGUGCCUCAUCAGGCGUCCAGUUCCCAACCCACUACAGACGUUUUGUGUUUAAGAUGUUCACAUUUGUGGGUUCUGGAAGUGCCAAUCCCUCCAAGGACGUUGCUAAGGGAAAACCUGCCGAUCCACGGGGUAUGGUUCCUCUCCAAGUAAAGGUGUAUAUCCACUGCAACACAGCUGUGUGCCACCCCUCUCUUGCAAAUACAUGUGAACCUCAGUGCUUGACGAGAAACAGGAGAGACAUUGCUGCAUCUAUCCAGACGAACUCCAGACCUGAAACCAUUGUGGUGAGCAGUCAGGAGCUUAUCAUCAUUGACCGAAGCCAGAGAACUAAGUAACAACAUGCAGAUCUGUUUUCUUAUGCUUAAUGAAAAGUGAUGAUUGAAGGUUUUAAAUAAAUCUCCAUGUUGAUAUACCAUGUUAUCCGAUCUUAUACAAUGUCAAUUAGAUAUAUGGUCUACACUGUGAACUCACAGAAAUAAAAGUUAAUAUUAAUACUGCA